This is a messenger RNA of Fopius arisanus, 1512 nucleotides long. RefSeq lists its product as uncharacterized. Lineage: Eukaryota; Metazoa; Arthropoda; Insecta; Hymenoptera; Braconidae. The transcript has 7 exons. The record is from RefSeq and is a predicted model, not a curated record. The coding region runs from base 37 to 1431 and encodes 464 amino acids.
GGUAAAAUUUAUCGAAUUUGUCGUUUUUUACGGUAUAUGUGCGUGGUUUUCCGAUUGUUUUGCCUUAAUUGGGUUCGCAUAAAUCCAAAAAUGGUGGAUUCAUCAUAUGCUAUUGUGAUUUUCGAGGAGGUGAAUAAAAAAGGUGAAAAAUUGAUGGAUAUUGUUCCAAUGUCCUGGGUGACUGAAGGAGACAAUGCUGAAUAUGUUUGUAAAUAUUUCCCUAAUGAUUCCUUCGACAAAAGAGAUUUUUUUUUGAAAAAUAAGACACCUGCCCACCCAAACUGGCUUGAGUACCCUGUUAAAUUGCUCUCCACUGCAGAGUCUUUGGAGAAAGCAAAGAGACGUUUGAAAAAGGCAAAGGUCACAGCAGACGUUGACACCACAGAUGCUGAAGACAUUGCUCAAAAUACAAAGAAAAUGUCGAAAAAAACUGAUUUGCCAGCCAGUAAGCAACUGAAGCAGAUUGCAUCAAUGAGCCAAUUCACUGCGGCCAAAAUCGCUGCUUCGCAUGAAAUCAGCGACAGUAAAUAUAACGGUUCUGAGAGUUCCAAAUCGCAGAAAAAAACAGGUGGUUUAAAAAAAAAAUUACCACAGAUUGUGUCGGAUUCGGAUAAUUCAAGUGACGAUGGAAUCAGCAAUAUCCAAGCUGGUCUCAAGAGGAACUCAUUGGUAGCAAAAGCGGCAAGGAAUUCAGAAUCUUCUAGUGAUGAUGAAGAAAUUCUGCAGAAUAAUCGAGGUCACGUUGAUCAUUUAUUCGAAGAAAGGAGUAAUGAUGCAUCACAGUUGGAAAAUUUGACAAAUUCAAUUGUCCAAAAACAUUCGUCAACGUCUGUCAUUCAGGAUAAGCAUUCUCGUGAUUUUCUGCAGCAAAUACGAGAAAUUAUUCACUCAGAAGUGGAGAGUGCUAAAUUAAGUAUACUUCAUGAUCUAGCAGCAAAAGUUGGUCAGAUGCAGAACACAAUUCUUCAAACUAACAUUCCAAUUGCUCCACGUGGAUCACCUAAUGAGUUGAUCAAAAAAUUGGAUACGAAAUUUGCUAUCCAAUCUCUCAAUGCUUUCUUGGAUUUUGAAAAAAAACUUGAAGAUGAAAGCCAAGCAGACGCCCUGUGUUCUUUGUAUCGAGUGCUCUUAUUCAGAAUGGAUAAACCUUCAAAUUGUAUAAAAACAUUGAUGGGCCAUACUCUAUCAAAAGAGUUAUCACUGCAAUACUCUGGUUCAGGUAGAGAUAUGAAUGGCAAGCAUAAGUUAAGCUGGAAAGAAACAAAAACAAGCCAAAUCAUGAAACAAGCCAUAAUCACUCAAUUUACGGAUCAAACGGAAAAGGAUAUUCAGAAGCUGAUGGCUACCUGGCUGUCAGGGGCAGGAGACAGAGCCGGUGGUCGUCGUGAACGAGAUGAGAAACGAAAAGAUAGAAACGGAAAGGAAAAUUAAAGAUAAAUAUUUUUUCACUCCUUGUGUUACCUAUUUCAAAUGUUUAUUAUUUUAUAAGGUGAACUGUCGAGAUAAAGACUG